GUAAUAUAACUUUACUCAAUACAAGUAACAUGUAAUGUAUAUUUAAAACACUUACUACUAAUAUACUUGAUACUUGAUUUAGAUAUUUCGAACUUUGAUUGGAUUGUUUUCUUAGCAAAUGGAAUGGACACCAUUAAAGUGUUUGAAGUCGUACGGAGUAGAAUAUACAUUGAUGAGCGCGAUAUCCAGGAAACAUGACCAGCAUAUGAUUGUUUGACCAUUCUUUCCUAUUUUUAACGCGCCAACCAAAGGGUACACUUCACAGAUCAUGUUGUUUAGGAGCACGAGACGGACAGCAUUUCUUUCCACACUUCUUGUAUGUUUAGGGUUUCUGUUUUGGAUCAAAUUCCCAUACAUAAUUUAUGACGGAAGAAAUCUUGUGUCUGUUAAAGAAGCUCAGACGAAAUAUCUUUUAAAAAGUAGUAUAGCUCGCAAUGGUGAUCGGAACCGUCUAUUAUCACCUCAACAUUUGAAGAAAAACCCUUUAACGAACGGAACAAGAUCACGCUCAUCUAAGUAUGAAAGUAGUCAAAAUUUAGUGAUUAGCCCUAAUGCAUUCGAACCUGAGGUUAACGAAGAUUUUCAAACUAUUGAUUCAGGAAAUCCGAUAAUUCCUCACAUCAUGCAUUUUAUUUUCAUAACAGGUAUAAACGGCAAACGUGGGAUCCCUAGCAUCUAUAAACAAAAUGUCUUGUCAUUUCUACAUUUUAAUCCGAACUGGACUUACUAUUUCUGGUCGGAUGUAUCAGCGCGUGAACUGAUUGCAACACGACAACCUGAUUUACUGUCUAUAUAUGAUAAUAAACCAGACGUGGUGUUCAAAGCAAAUGCUUUACGAUAUGUUUUACUUUAUGAAUUUGGAGGUGUUUAUGUCGAUCUAGAUAUAAAAUGUAUGCGUCCGCUAGACCGAGCCACAAUGAAAUAUGCGUGUAUAUUGACUCCAGAACCUUUCGAGCACAGCGCGAUUCUUUACAAAAUGCCUUAUUUCUUCAGUAAUGCAGUUAUGCUCUGUAGACCAAAACAUCCGUUUUUCAAACAAGUGAUUGAAUCACUCCCCAAAACAGCUAAAUUGAAGGAUAGAUUGGAAGCAGAUGGCACAAUGUUCUUCACAAAGCAAUAUAGUCUUUAUAAUAAGAUCCAGCCGAACGAGACCUUCAAAAUUACAUCUUCUACGGAGAGUAAUUCUCCAUACUUCUACCGAGGAGAUUCAGACCACAACGAUGCAACAUAUGUAGCAAAUACACACUAUUUCAUGCGUUCGUUUGAUUUCGGUGCAAAUUCCCAAUUUAAUCGUCUCUGUAAAAGAUACAGCUCUAUCUAUAAUAUAGUUAAACGUGGGUGUAACUUGUGGAAUAAAAGGAAACUAAACAAAUCGAGAAAUUCAUUCUCUUUUACAGAUCAUAAUUGGAAACAUAUGUACUCGAUAAAGAGAACAACACAAAUGAUUCCUAUACAAUCUGUUAUACCACAGAUCAAACAAUAUAAUGCUAGUUCCAAAAUGCUAGACAUAUAAACACUUAUCUAGUUACUGUUUUUGACUUUGUGUAUUUAUUUUGCAGGGGACCUCCGUAGUAGAGCGGUUAAGGUCGCUGACUUCAAAUCACUUACCCCUCAUCGAUGUGGGUUCGAGCCUCACUCGGGGCGUUGAAUUCUUCAUGUGAGGAAGCCAUCCAGCUGGCUUACGGAAGGUCGGUGGUUCUACCCAGGUGCCCGCUCGUGAUGAAAUAAUGCACGGAGGGGCACCUGGGGUCUUCCUCCACCAUCAAAGCUGGAAAGUGGCCAUAUGACCUAUAAUUGUGUCGGUGCUACGUUAAACCCAACCCCUCCCCCCACAAACAAAAUCUGAUUCUUUAAAUGUAAUUGAAAACGAUAAAUGCAUUAUAUUGCAGAGGAAGCUCCUAUCAAAUUCAAUAUAAUAUUUAAAGUAUUCAGGUCAAUUUGGGAUCAUAGAGACCAUUUAUUAUUUCUCUAAAACAGAAUUAUACUAUAAGUCAGUUCUUUUGGCGUUAGGGAUGUUUCAUUAUUUCUCAUUAACAGACUCUGUCAAAAAUAACCACCAGAAGAGUAACAUAUUUCUGUGUGAUGUGAAACUUUCCAAGUACCUUUACUUAUGCAAUUUGAAUAAAAGCGAAAGCUUCUUGAUCAGUGAUUUUGAGGAGAUAAUUUCAUUGAAAUGUAACGUUUUAAGAAAAUAAGCUGUCACUUAAAUUUUCGUCUAUGUUGUGGUUUUAUCUAGUUCUUUUACUCGAAAUAUCGCCUGUUACGGGUACAUAAAAAUUAAGGAAAAGUCGAAAUAGUUGAAGUAUCUGAAAUAACAUUGCUGUUUAACAACAGUUUGCUGUGCACGUUUAACGCUGUUUAAGCACAUUUUCUGAAAGGGACAUGUCAAUGAGUAGGAGGAUGUCAGAUGUCCUUUUAGUCCCUGGCAUACUCUAAUUCAGAAAAUGUCUCUAAUCUUAAAUGGUGGACUUUCCUUUUUUGUAAUUUAACACCAUGUAUGUCUUAGGAAAUGUUUGUUUUAAAAGCAUAAGCCUGUUACAAUCCAAUCUACUUUAAUCCAACGAUAGCUUAUGAUUUACAAAUACCAUUAUAUAAAUUAAUUGAAAUUUUUAUCUCCCCAACCCCCUUGAUUGUUUCGGCAAUAUCUUUCAAAACAGAAGUAUUGACAUUUCACAUAAUAUUUGUAAUAAAAUACGAAAACUCAAAAUUUGAAAGUAUUCAUUUUACGACAUCUUUAAAUAAAAGAAGGUUUGGAUUGAUAGCGUCUGUCCAUGAGAGGUAAUGGAAAGGACAACACCCUCACGCACCCCAAACACCUGCUUAAACGGAACUCUAUUACUGAAAAUUGAUUGGACUGUCUAAAUUUAAACCUCUUUCCAAAAUAUGACAGGAAAACAUGUUUUUGUCAUGUCGUUUUGCCUUACAACGGAAUUCGUUCAUUUCUAAAUUUUAGAUAUUUUUGUGUAUUUUAGUGAUGUUAGGUAGUAAAAUACAUGUAAAAUAGCAUAGUUUACUUGAUUUUACUGAAAUGUGUAUAUUUUAUUAGGAACUAUUGCUCAGAAUUUUUGAGAAAUUUAGUGAAUAUAAUCAAACUAUUUUCGUUUAAUGAAAAAUAUAUUCCCUGAUGUCUAGCUACACAAUAGUGGCGUUUAUCAAUCCUCACUCACGGGACUAUGGUUCAUUGCAUUUUAGUCAACCUCAUAUUGUUUUGGUUUGAUAGACUAAAGAUAGAUAUUGAAGAAAAGGCAGUCUCGAAAAAGGUAGAAGGUUGGUAAAUGCUGAUAAGAUAUGUCAUACACUGUGUUAUUUUUUGUUUAGAAAAUAGUAUCGGAGGCAUUUAAUACUUUCUAGCCAAUAUAAAUACUAAUGAUGUAAAUCUGGAAAUAAAUACUUAAUAUAUUUUAUUCCCGUCAAUGUAAUACUUACACUGAAUCAAAACAAAAUGCAAAUGCUGUAAUUUUAAAGGCACUCGCUACUGUUUUCCCGGACGGGUCGAUAUU
Mercenaria mercenaria is the source of this 3500-nucleotide messenger RNA. RefSeq lists its product as uncharacterized. The transcript has 3 exons. Gene Ontology annotation, molecular function: mannosyltransferase activity. The record is from RefSeq and is a predicted model, not a curated record. The coding region runs from base 269 to 1513 and encodes 414 amino acids. Gene Ontology annotation, biological process: mannosyl-inositol phosphorylceramide biosynthetic process. Lineage: Eukaryota; Metazoa; Mollusca; Bivalvia; Venerida; Veneridae.